This is a messenger RNA of Eruca vesicaria subsp. sativa (arugula), 369 nucleotides long. The record is from the annotation of a GenBank genome assembly. NCBI's taxonomy places the organism in Eukaryota, Viridiplantae, Streptophyta, Magnoliopsida, Brassicales, Brassicaceae.
AUGUCUUGGAAAGGUUUUGAGCGGUCCAGUUCUUGGGAUCUUGUUCACACCUAUCUGUCCUCAUUCUCUGUCUUUCCGCUCACUGAUAUUACCGGACCACGUGACAUUGAAAGUGAAAGUGCCAUUGGACAGCAAACGCUCUGCGUGGGUGUUUUGAUGGGAAAGGCCGGAAAGAGCUUAAAGCAGGGGAUACACUUGUGUGUAGCAUGUCACAGUGGCCUGUCUCAACGGCUUGCCAAGUCGAAUCCACUAAGAGAGAGAGACGUCGGGAGCUUGGAGACGUCAAGAGCUUUCAAUCAAAGAGAGGUAGGGACCCAGAGAGAGAGACAGACGUCAGGAUGGAGAGAGAGAGAGACGACGGGAGCUUGA